Molecule: messenger RNA, 8414 nt
Organism: Xiphophorus hellerii (green swordtail)
Lineage: Eukaryota; Metazoa; Chordata; Actinopteri; Cyprinodontiformes; Poeciliidae
Gene: arid3a
Product: AT-rich interactive domain 3A
Exons: 9
Coding region: 632-2272 (546 amino acids)
Biological process (GO): regulation of transcription by RNA polymerase II
Cellular component (GO): nucleus
Molecular function (GO): DNA binding
Source: RefSeq, a predicted model, not a curated record
AGUGUCUCCACGCCUCUCUCUCAUGCUCUGUCUCAGUCAGAGCCCGACUCCGAAACUCUGAAAACACGAUUCAGAGCCGAAUGCGUGGAUAUCAUGCAGCCAGUCACAUGAAACCACUUGAUUUCUAGCCGAUACACACACACACACACACACACACACGAACCACCUCUCAUUUUACACCGAGUUUGGUGCCUUCUUUUUUUUUUUUUUUUUUUAAUUAUCCACUUCCUCUGAUCUGAAGAGGAGACCACGAAUCAAGACAGACGGGGGAAAACUGGAAUGUUUCUUCCGCUUCCAAACAGUGAGAAAAUCGAACGGAAGCCGAUGUGGUAACCGAGUUUGUCUGCGGAGCUUUGUACCCCCACCUCCACUGCCACCGCUUGUGCCUCGACAGCUCAGCUCUGCCCCCGGCUUUGAAACAAGCGAGAGGCUUCAGAGACCUCCGACUGCAUGUCUCAGACCUUCCUGUUCAUCCCCAACGUCUUAAAGGUGCUUUGUCACCGGCACGCUUCGUAGUCGCCCUUUAUUCUGGGACAGAGGUGUGACGCUCGUCGCUUGACUGGAAGCGAAGUUGUUGCUCGUUCAGAGGGGGGGAGGAAGGCCGCUGAACAGAGUGCCGCUUUCCCCGGAGAUGAAGCUGCAGGCCGUCAUGGAGAACCUGCACAGGCAGCAGAGGGCCAAGCUUCUGAUGGAGCAGCAGCUACAGCAGCAGGCCAUCGCCCAGCACGCCCAGGUCCGCGCCGGCAACGACCCCAUGGAGAGCGCCGCCCCCGAGGGCGAGCAGGCGCAGAUAGCGGCGCUGGCGGCCAUGCGAGCCGCCGCCGCCGGGCUGCAGAGGGUGUCGGACAGCCCCAUGUCGAAGCGCAGCAGCGGCGGCGAGGAGGAGCGAGACGACGACAACGACGAAGGGGAGGAGCAUUACAAGGACAUGAUGGGCUCCGACGAGGAGGAACAGAUCAAACGGAAAUGGGACGAGGGAGACUUUGAAAGCGACAUGGACGAAGACUUUGACGACGACCUGGCAGAGGAAGGGCUGCCGACCGGCCACGACGCCGUGGCUCCUGGGAAGGGCAUCCUGGUGCUGCCCCACCGCCAUCUCCACCCUCACUCCCAGCUGCCGAAGGUCCGGCCCAGCGUGGAGCAGGAGCCCCGCGUCGCCAUCAUGCCUCCCCACGCUCCACACAGCCACCUGGGCGUGCAGGACCACGGAGAAUGGACCUACGAGGAGCAGUUCAGACAGCUCUACGAACUCGACGGGGACCCAAAAAGAAAAGAGUUUCUCGACGACCUCUUCAGUUUCAUGCAGAAACGAGGAACCCCUGUGAACCGUAUUCCCAUAAUGGCCAAGCAGGUCCUGGACCUCUACAUGCUCUACAAGCUGGUGACAGAGAAAGGCGGCUUGGUGGAGGUCAUCAACAAGAAACUGUGGAGGGAGAUUACCAAGGGACUUAACCUGCCUACCUCAAUCACCAGUGCAGCCUUCACCCUCCGCACACAAUACAUGAAGUACCUGUACCCAUAUGAAUGUGAUAAGAGAGGUCUGAGCAACCCCAACGAGCUUCAGGCAGCCAUCGACAGCAAUCGGCGGGAAGGACGACGGCAGAGCUUCGGCAGCUCGCUCUUCACCUACUCCCCCAACGGGACGCCAACCAUGCUGUCCUCCCCAAAAGUCUCUACGCCAAACGUGGGCUUGACGGUGGGAACCAACGGCGCCUCGCUCACGCCCAUGCAGAAGAUUAAGAAAGAAGAGGAGGGAGGCCAGCCGCUGCCAGGGGUCGGGAUUCCUCGUCUGCCGGUGGGUCCCAUGCCCGGCCACUCGGUGGCCGCUGUACAGGCGGCCCAGGCGGCCAUGGCGGCUCAGGUGGCGGCUCUGGAGCAGCUGAGGGACAAACUGGAGGCGGGUGAGCCUCCGGAGAAGAAGAUGGCUCUGCCUGCGGAGGAGCACCACCGGCUGCUGCAGAGAGCUCUGCAGCACAACCUGCUGGCCAUGACGGCUCAGAUACCCAUGAACAUCCGCAUCAACAAUCAAGAUGGCAGGCAAGAGUCGGCUCUGAACCUCACCACAAACGGCACAAACAGCAUCAGCAUGUCAGUGGAGCUCAAUGGAGUGGUAUACACUGGUGUCCUUUUCGCUCAGGCAGCAGCAGGGUCAGCUUCGUCCGGUGCAUCUGUGUCGUCCCUCUCCAACAAGUCUGUCAGCAGUCGUGUUGCGCUACAGCAGCAGCAGCAGCAAAACACACCUACCUCAGCCUCCAGCAACCAGCUGUCUUAACAAACUUCCCCCCAUUUUUUUUUAUUAUUACCACGCUAAGAAAAGCCAAAAAGCAACCUAAUUUUCUACAUCAUCUAUGCCAAAAAGAAAAGAAGAGAAGAACCAUCAUCAGUACAGAAAGACAAACUGAAACUCUGCUCACUUGAAGUACACUAUCUCAGGUUUUCUCUCACAAACUCACCUCUUUUGUUCUUCAUCGCCAAAAGGAUUUUGAAAAGAAAUAAUCCCAACUGAGAGCCAGUAUAUGCUAAAACUUGUGCACAACCUGUGAAUUAUUUAUUUCUGCAUAAAUGUACAGAUUAUUGGAGAACAACAGAGAAGAUAAUAACUAGGAAGGCUAACGCAUUGUUUACACACACAAACACAGCUACUGACUGACAAUGAUAUUAUAUCUUAAAGAGGAGAGAUUUUUUUAUUAUUUUAACUUUUCAUUGUCAUUAUUAUCAUUAUUGUUAUUCUCUUUGUUGUGUUUUAUUGUUUAAACCUUUAACAAUCCUCUCAUUGCAGGAAAAGUAAUCUAUAUAUUAAGAAUUCUAUGAAAAAAGAAGUAUGAAAAUCCUCUAUUUUUAAUCAGAAAAGCUUUAAAAGGUAUGUUUUUUUUUCUCUUCAGGGCAUAAAACAUUGUGUGGCUGUGACCUCAUGUUGUUGUAAAACCAGAUAACCUUAUAAACGUGGCAGCCCUGUGGGAGAACAAGUGCAGGUUUGGUCCUGAUGGCAGUCUUAAGUGAAGCAGAAGAACCUGCAGGGAUCUUCUGCUCACCCGCAGGACUGUUGCUGUAUUAUCGCUCUUAUCCAGACUCCGUGUGGCAUGCUUUCUGCACGUUGCUGUUUGUCUGUCUGUGCGCUCGUUCUUCCAGAGGCGACCGUGGCUCGUCCUGUAUGUUUUCACGUGGCCAGUCUCAGACGUGUGUUCGCCACGCUUCCAGAACGGCUCUCUGGAGCAGAACGGCGCUCAGUUUAAGGUUCGUCGUUAGCUAAAAUAUCGCGUUAUGGUUUUUCUCAGGUGUCUCUUUGCUUUGUGUGAUUUUUAGCUGUCUUCUAUUACACUGGACAGAGCAAUGCUUUCGACAUUUUACCCUCUUGCCUCUUCAGGUCUGUGUCAUGCUUCAGCCCCUUCAAUCAGAAACGAAGCAAUUUUCUGAUCUGAGAGUCCACUCAAUCCUUUUGCUUUCUUUGAAAUUCACACGGACAAUCAUGUGGGCCUCAGGAGAAACCCGACAGGCAUCUUCAGCUCUUCGUAAUCUUGAUUACAGACGCUUCUAUUUUUCAUUUUUUCCGUUCAGCCUUGUUUUCUUCAUGUCUUUGCGCUUCUUCUGAUCUAAGUGCUUCUUAUCCUGCGCUGUGACAUGGAUGUCGCCUUCUCCAUCGACGUUACAGCAGUGAAUGUUUUGUGAUCCUCAAACUGUGCAGCCGCUGCGGUUCGAUCUGGACCUUUCUACGUGUUUGCUUGUGUCUUAUCAUCGGCGCGAACCCGGUCGGUUUUAUGACAGAAGAGGCACGCCGUAGCAGCUAGCAGUGUCUCCGCAUCUUGAAAUAGUUCAAUCGAUUAGCUUUUUGAACUUGAACCUGCGUUUCCUCUCUGGGCUGUCGGCUGUUGGAGAUCGUUACUCAGCCCUAAAUCAGGCUUUGUGCGCUGGUUCUGCUCUGAGGCCUUAACGCAGCGUGAGGUGACCAGAGAGUGAGCAGCUCCUCCGCCUAAUCACUUUUUACUGUUCAGUCAAAUAUCACCAGAUGGCUGUCAGGGCUUUGAUUCCUGUACUCGCUUCUCUGUGGGAAAUCACCACCAGCUGCUAAACAAACACUGGUCACUUUUCAAAAGCACUCUACUCUACACACUAAAUAAAGAACCCCUUUCAUAAGAAAUUUAAGUGAAAAAGAAUUGAAAUUUUACAUUUGUAUUGUAUUUAAAGUAGCCUGAUUUAAACAAAAUGUUUAAACUUAAGUCAGUUCUUUUUCAGUUUGACAUUUGACGAUCGAAACUUUCUAUUCAAUCAGUUUAGACAAUCCUCAACAGCAUUUAGCAUAAUUUUCAAAACGUUUCGACCCAGUCGUUCAGAAUGGGUCCAAAGUUGAGAACAUGAAAAAAGCAAACACAGAGCAGUCAGGAAUGCAUCACAAAAUAUGACUUCAUUAUUGGAAAACCCAACGUCCACCAAAUACAAAACAGGUAUGGCAAAACUUACAGUUUCUGUUUGGGUUCAUAAAAUUAAUAUUGACACAGAGAUUUAUCCAGUGAGGUGGAGGAAGUUUGGAAAAAUGUUGUCUGGUUGCUUUGAAUGUAGAGCCAUGUCUGCCUGCAAGUCACCAAAACGAAAAAACAAAACAAAAUUUGGACAACAUAACGUUUGAUUUUUUUACUCCAAUUCUGACCUGCAUUGUUACCCUGCACUGCCAUUCCUCCAAGCAGCGCAGACACCAAAAUGCUUUACAUUCACAGGCCAUGCAAGCCUCACUUUUCUCCACAUAACAGAGUUGAAUACUCUACAGUAAUGUAGCUUUCAGCACAUUAAUAUCUGAGGACUUACUGUAAGAGUCUUUCUACAGUUAGUUUAUUUUAUAUAUCCUCUUUAAAAUCAGAUAGAAAGGGCAAUAGUCACUCAAGUUUUAUACUUUUAAGAUUUUUAGGGUGUUUGGCUUUAAAAUAUGAUAAUAUAUGUUAUUUAAAGGAAAUGUUCCCUUAUAUAAUACACUUACUAUUUGUCUUUAACUCUGCUAUUCCUCUGGUAAAAUGUCUAAAGUUUAUUAAAAGUAGUAUUUAAUCAAAUAUAUGUAAAAUUUUAAUGAAUUGUCAAAGACUCAGGCCCUUUUGGUGUCACUUAUGGCGAUUUUGUGACUCCAAGUUGCCCCUUUUUUCUGCAGUUCUGCUUUCAAAUGUAUUAAUUAUUAAUUGUAUAUAUGGGGAUUUUUAGAUAAUUAGCUGCCAGUUUGACAUUUUUGACAUUUUUAAAAAUAGUUCAGACACACAUUUAAACCCAAAGGAACCAGAAAAAUAUGGAUUACUAAAUAAUAAUCUGUUCCUUUACACCCGUAUCAACUUUUAAAAAAUUAAAUAGUAAAAAAAAUGCUCCACUGUUACUUAUUUUAUAGAAAUUGUUCUGGGUUUGAUGAUCUGGAGUGACCCGUUUUUUAAAAGAUGGCACAAAUUAGACUUUCCAGCAGAGAUGGUUGUUGCAAAUGGACUCUUUUUGUAUUUUUAAGGCUCUGACAAAUUAAAUUAUCUUUUUAAAAAGGAGCCUCAGGUCAAACAGAAACUAUUCGUCUUCUAUUGAUCACGUUUCCUAAUUUGAUUCGAAUCUCCAAACAUCCAACGACCCAUUCAUUAAAGCUGACGUAAACAUUUUAGAAAAAUAACUAUGAUUGCAGAAAAAAUACAAAAUAAAAUCUCAACCAAGGCGUUCAAAAUAAUGAUCAAAAAGUAGCUUUUUAAUGAAAAAUACUUCUAACUUGUCUAUUUAGUUCUGUGUAAAAAGCAUUUAUUUUAGUUUAACACCAAAAACCAUGUGGGGAAAAUUGAUGGGGAUAUUUUGUCCUCCUAAUCGUUUCUGCUGUGAUAAAUAAAUAAGAUGCAUCCGUCUGAAUUCUCACAGAAAGCAAAGGUGUUUUUUUUUUUUUGCAGAUGCCAUGUUGCUGACAAUCAAAAAAAAAACGAAAAAAAGAGCCAAGGCUUCGGCUGAAUGUUUGCGAGGGGGGAAGGAAAACUAAAUUCAAUCAAUCUGGAUCUAAAGGAUCAACAUUGCCUUUUUAGAUUUCACCCUUUGACCUUUCAGCUCCCAGGGCAGCGGUAAAGCAGCUGCCCCCCCAGUCAGUCGAUCCAUGUUUAUUGCAUAUCUAUUGACUGCUUCUGAGGGAUAUUUGCAUUUGAACAGUGGAGGCUCUACAGCUCCUUUCUCUUUCGGCGCAUGGCAGUAUUUUCAGGGAGGGUUGGCGUUUUUAUUCUGUUUUUACUUUGUUUUUAUUGCGUGGUUGCGACAAUCAGGAGACAAUUCUAAGGCAACACUGUAUACCUCUAAAGGAAAAAACCUCAAAAAAGCUCUCGUACAUCCCUUCAACCACAAGCCGAGCCCUGUUUCAAGGAACUCGGCUUCUCAUCGACGAUUCCUGUCGUUCAAGCAGAAAAAACCUCAUCAAAAUGUUUUUUCUUGCUUCACAAAGACCAUUAAAGAGAUUGUAAUAACCGCAGACAAUCAGAUAUCUGCUUAAAUGUGACUCUCUCCUUUAAUCAAUAACCAUUUUUAGUCAUGCAAGGAGAGCAGGAAAUUUACUUCCAAGCCUUAAAGCCUUUGUGGCAAGUGCGCCCCCCAGUGGAAGGUUUUAUUACAAUGCACAAUCAGCUUUGAACAUGUCGCAUUUACCUCAACGACACGAGCUUUGACCAUAUUCUCAUAUCUUCCAAGUGUUUCAAGUGUGUUUAUGUAGAAAUGUGUGAAGGAGCAUUAUGACGCACACUACCACAGAAAAAUCUCAAACUCUUACACAGGCAGUCGCUCUUCUUCCAGCUCUGUCUGGGUAUUUUUACAGGAUCCAGGUGUCCUGUUUUAGUGUAGCUGUGAUCAAACUGGAGCCAAAUUGUAGCAAAAAUAAAUAAAUAAGCACGUUGGUUUUAAAUGAGUAGCACACAAAACAAAACUGUUUUUUUUUUUUGUUUUUUUAUUUUCCACUCGGAAAGCUUUCAGGUGGUUCCUGUCAUCUUUACUCCGUCGUCUCAAGUUACGCUCUGGUAGUUUGUUGGUGUCGCUGCUUAAUUCUGCUUUUUUUGAUGCUGUUGCACAAACUGGAAUGUCCGUCUCAGCAGAUCCACUUUGUUAAAUCUAACAUCCUGGUCUCUUGCGCACAGAUGUUGGUGAAAUAGAGCUGCUUUUCAUCCAACCAAAGCUGUAGAUUUUUAAAAAAAUAUAUCAAACUAUAGAUCCUCAGCGUCUUGUUUGGAAAUGGCGUCCUGUUCCCACUCGUUGCCGCCGAGUUGGAACAUUUUACGGGUUGAGGUGGGUUCAGGGCUUUUUGACUGGACUCUAUCACUGAUGUGACCUCCAUCAGGUUGGACUGUGGGCAGGGAAAACCAUCAUGAGAAAAUGAAAAACAACAAGAUGCCUUCUGCUGUGACAAUUAUAUGAAUUAAUCUGUAUUUCUAAGAUUUGUUAAAUAGAUUAUUUCUAAUAGAUGGCUUACUUAGGGCUAUGGAUUAUAUCAUGUUUAUAUUGUUUGUUUGCUGUUUCUUUGCUCUUUUUUUGGCAUGCUUUUAGAAACCGAGGCACACAGAGAUUACUUCUAGAGCAGUUUAUGAAUCCAGCGAUGAUUAUGUUGAUAAUAAUGUGAUUAUUGUAGAGAAGAGUGUGCGUGAGUGAGUAAAAGAGUGAGUGAUCUUCGGGUGUCUUUGAGUAUCUUCAGUUCGGAAACAAGGCGUGUCUGUUGUGUCUUACAACUUCUCAGGAAAAUCUACCUCUACCUCCAGUUUGAUGCAUUUUUUUUUCACCCUGUUUGGACUCAUGUUAUUGAUCAGUGGGAGGAGAGCGCGAGGACGAACAUCAGGGUAUGAAAUUACCUCCAACACAUCAGAUUAAACAUGAGCUGCUGGUAAUCCUCAACUCCGGUGUCUUCUCACCCUUUACUCCCAAGCUCAUUUGGACGCCUCCGUAUGCGUCCCCCUUCCUUCCUUUUUUCUUUUAUUUUUUUUACUGUUACACGUUCGUAACUCUUCUGCUGUUCGGUCUAAUUGAGCUCCAACAACAGGAAACCUCCAGAUGAACAGCGAACUACUACGAGUACCACAACAAGUACCACUUCCUGUACCACUGUUAGUAUGGCGAGUCCGUUUGUGGAUCUUCCUGUCUGCUCUCAUGAUGUGUGCUAUUUCCCCCCCAGUCCCCCUCCACACACACACACACACACACAGACACUUUUUGCCCCUCCUUUUUUGUUUUUCUAUAAAUGAUUACCGUCUUUUGAUGAAUGGGACGGUUCCCGGUAACCACGGCAACAGUGGAGUGGCUGCAGGGGGUGCAACUGUUUUAUUUUGUUGUUGUUUUUUUUCACUAUUUUUCUGAAAGGGUGGAGAGCAAUUCUUGCCUAUUUAGUCAAUAUGUGUUUGUGUGAAUACUUUUAUUUGAAUCUGAAAUUAAUAAAAUAUCACAAUUCUUAAAUGUUA